Rhizophagus irregularis DAOM 181602=DAOM 197198 is the source of this 498-nucleotide messenger RNA. RefSeq lists its product as uncharacterized. NCBI's taxonomy places the organism in Eukaryota, Fungi, Glomeromycota, Glomeromycetes, Glomerales, Glomeraceae. The record is from RefSeq and is a predicted model, not a curated record.
AUGGCCAACGAACCAACUAAUGAGAACUUUUCUCACGUAACUACUGCAAUUAUAUCUGAUAAUUUUAGCACACAACAAAUGAUUCCGAGACAACUCGUCCAAGAUCACCAAAUUGCGCAAGAUGUUAUCUCGCAUUUCUUUUACAAACCACCAAAUGAUUAUCAAAUUUACGAUAUUAGUUAUAGGGAAAUACAAAUAUCUUUUGAACUUGUAUCUGAACUCUUAGACAGUAACAAUAAUACUAGUUACUCAGUUCAAAAUCAUGUUCAAUCAAAUAAUUUACACGAAUUUUAUUUCCUCAAAGCUGAAGAAAAAAAAUGUUAUAAAGUCACUUGUGUAUUAAUCCCACAUUCGUCAAUCGUUGAAUAUUUAAAUAAAAAUAUUCAUGGAGUUGAAUUUAAUCAUAAUGAACAACAACAAGAAAUAUAUGUUGAAUUUUCUAGGGAACUCAAAGAAAAUCUUGAAUAUUAUUUGAAACAAUUUCUUGCAUCGAAAUAG